Messenger RNA from Alexandromys fortis (reed vole), 716 nucleotides. RefSeq names its product ras-related protein Rab-13. Lineage: Eukaryota; Metazoa; Chordata; Mammalia; Rodentia; Cricetidae. Gene Ontology annotation, molecular function: GTPase activity; GTP binding. Gene Ontology annotation, cellular component: endosome; synaptic vesicle; plasma membrane. Bases 139 to 507 code for a protein of 122 amino acids. Gene Ontology annotation, biological process: protein localization to plasma membrane; regulation of exocytosis; Golgi vesicle fusion to target membrane. The transcript is spliced from 6 exons. The record is from RefSeq and is a predicted model, not a curated record.
GCUAAGCUCUUAGGAAAAGACUUUCCCUCCCUCUUGGAGCUUCUUGCUUCCAUUUCACCCUGUGAAAACUUCUGCUCCAGGGACACGGCUGGCCAAGAACGAUUCAAGACAAUAACUACAGCCUAUUACCGAGGCGCCAUGGGUAUUAUCCUAGUAUAUGACAUCACAGAUGAAAAGUCCUUCGAGAAUAUUCAGAACUGGAUGAAAAGCAUCAAAGAGAAUGCUUCUGCUGGCGUGGAGCGUCUUCUGCUGGGGAACAAGUGUGACAUGGAGGCCAAGAGGAAGGUGCAGAAAGAGCAGGCAGACAAGUUGGCUCGAGAGCACGGAAUUCGAUUUUUUGAGACAAGUGCCAAAUCCAGUAUGAAUGUGGAUGAGGCUUUCAAUUCCCUGGCGCGUGACAUCUUGCUCAAGUCAGGAGGCCGGAGAUCGGGAAACAACGGCAAGCCCUCCAGCGCUGACCUGAAACCAUCUGACAAGAAAAACACCAACAAGUGCUCCCUGGGCUGAAGGGGAGUCCUUGCCUCCUCCCCACAGUGCUCCCUGGGCUGAGGGACAGUCCCUGCCUCCUCCCCACAGUGCUCCCUGGGCUGAAGGACAGUCCCUGCCUCCUCCCCACAGUGCUCCCUGGGCUGAAGGACAGUCCCUGCCUCCUCCCCACAGUGCUCCCUGGGCUGAAGGACAGUCCUUGCCUCCUUGCACUGAACCUGGAGGCUAGA